AUGUAGGAAGUGCCCUUUUAUGGAAUGUGAAGCGUUUCGUUUCUCGUGUUAACUUCCGGUUGGGUGGGAAGCAGCUGCUGGAAACAGUGAAUAACUGUGCCUGGGGAUAUAUUUAAACAUAUACUAUUUCUUUUUGUCCUUUCACUUUUAUCAGCAAGAAAAUGUCGAAGUCUUUGAAGAAAAUUGUGGAGGAGACUAGAGAUAAGAGCCUUGCCGAGGUGGACAUGUGUGACAGGGGGGUCGCCAACAUGCUGGACAUCCCUGGCCUGUUCACGUUGUCCAACAUAACUCAACUGGUCCUGAGCCACAACAAGCUGUCCACCGUACCUCCAAACAUUGCCGAGCUUAAGAAUUUAGAGGUGCUGAACAUGUUUAACAAUCAGAUAGAAGAGCUUCCCACUCAAAUCAGCAGCCUUCAGAAACUUAAACACCUGAACCUGGGGAUGAACAGACUGAGUACACUACCCAGAGGCUUUGGUUCUCUCCCAGCUCUCGAGGUCCUGGAUUUGACUUACAACAACCUGAAUGAGUCCUCCCUGCCUGGAAAUUUCUUCUAUCUCACCACCCUGCGCGCACUCUAUCUCAGUGACAACGACUUUGAAAUCCUGCCCCCAGACAUCGGCAAGCUGACCAAGCUACAGAUACUGAGUCUGAGGGAUAAUGACUUGAUCUCUCUGCCUAAAGAAAUAGGAGAUCUGUCCCAACUGAAGGAGCUGCAUAUCCAGGGCAACAGGCUGACUGUGCUGCCUCCUGAACUUGGGAAUCUGGACCUGACUGGCCCAAAACAGGUGUUUAAGGCUGAGAGUAACCCAUGGGUAACUCCUAUAGCAGAUCAGUUCCUGUUGGGCAUCUCUCAUGUCUUUGAAUACGUCCGCUCCGAGACCUACAAAUAUCUUUAUGGGCGACACAUGCAGGCUAAUCCCGAGCCACCGAAAAAGAACAACGACAAAUCCAAGAAGAUCAGUCGCAAGCCCCUGGCUGCCAGGAACAAGUGAAGAUGAGAAGUGUGGAUAAAGAGGCCGUUGUCUGCCUGUCCGAGCUGGACCUCACUGCAUGUGCCUUCUUCCACUUUUCUAUUUAUUUACUGCAAGAACACACUUUUUUAUGGUUACUGUAUUGUGUUGUGGUAUACAUGUGUGGGCUCACAAGUUGCCCUCGCCAUGUCCCAAGCAGCCAUUAGAAAAUUCUCUAUUUGCUUUUUGUUCCUUUUGUGUAUUUUCUACAUUAUCUCUGACUUUAUUCAUUUGCUAUAAUAUAGUCAUUGCCUUAUUCUCCUAAUGCUGCAUACUCAAGUAUUACUUUUUUUAAAAGCUUAUUUCUUGCAUGAUGUUUUUUAAAUAUUAUUGCAAUACUGUAAAAUCAGACAAGUCUUUAAAAUGAUGAUUGGAUAGUUUGUCAGAUAUUAGAUAUUGUCGAAAAGAAAAAGCCUAUAAAAAAUGGAACAUAUCAUAGGAAGCACUGCAGUGUCAUCUAGACUUUUGUCCUCUUUCAAAAAUGUUUUAGUAGAAUAUUAUAUGCUUGUGAUCCUCUACGCAUUGUAAUGUGCAUAUUUUUAAAAUCUUCACACAUUAUACGGACAACUGUUCAAAUACAGUGAAGGAAAAAAAAACAAUAUCAUACUCCACUGUUUGAUUUAAGCCAUCUAAACAAGGCACACAGCUUUCCACAACAGCAAUUUGUACCCUCCAGUGCCGGGCUUGGCAGCGGGGCUGUUGCGUAACCGGUGGGGGAUUUUUGGAGGGGUUUAGCAGACUGAACUAAGUCUGUGCAGGAUUGUGUCUUGCCUCAGAGGACGUGUAUCUGUCUGCUCCCUCUGCCACACCUCUUGCUCUUAUGACUCCUAUGAAUGGCUGUAAAUCAGAGUAUUGAAUAGUUAACAAAUAAGGCCAGUUAAAAAACGGCUCCAAACAAUGGACGGCUUAUAUAAUACACAGUAUCGGUUUCCUUUACAGCAUUGUCUGGAUGUGCAUUUAAAACGAGCUUGUAUUGAAUCAGGUCAUUUUGACUCCUACUGUAACGCUAAGUUAGUCUUCACCAUGAGCUUUGUUAUUGAUCUAUGCAAUUAUCAGAAGUCACACCAAAUUUUUAUUAUUUUUGUCAUUUGACAGAAAUGUUGUCACCAUAUGCCAUGCAUUACUUCUUUUUAUUUUAACUGGUUUGAAUAAAAUGCUCCAUUAGA
Molecule: messenger RNA, 2179 nt
Organism: Clarias gariepinus (North African catfish)
Lineage: Eukaryota; Metazoa; Chordata; Actinopteri; Siluriformes; Clariidae
Gene: rsu1
Product: Ras suppressor protein 1
Exons: 9
Coding region: 162-995 (277 amino acids)
Molecular function (GO): protein binding
Source: RefSeq, a predicted model, not a curated record